CAAAACCUCAGAAUCAGAAAGGGGGAAGGGGGCUAGGCUAAAUGGCGGCGGCGCCGGAGAGCAAGGCGGGCAAGUCGCCGGAGGAGAUGCUCUGCGCGGCGGCGGAGUCCGGUGACGAGGAAGCCGUCGUUAGACUCCUUGCCGCAGGAGCUGACGCCACCCACUUCGAUGCCGCCGGCUUGACCCCGCUCAUGCACGCGGCCGCAGGGGGGCACGCCGCCGUUGUGCGCCUCCUCCUCGAUACCGGCGCGCCCUGGAACGCGCUCUCCCCCUCAGGCAUCUCCGCGGGCGACCUCGCCUCCGACCCCGGCACCUACGACCUCCUCCUCGACCACGCCCUCCGCUCCGAGCUCAUCCUUGGCACCGUCGCGCGGCGGCAAGCGGCGCCCGCGAACGCCUCCGACGGGGCUCCCGCCGAAAGCUACCUCGAAUCCAGGGUCUCGUUCAGCGAGGAAAGGGUGAUGGACGCGGAGAGCAAGGCGGUGAUGAUGGCGUGGGAACGACCGCUGAUGGAGGCGCACGCGCGGGCGGUGUGCUCCGGCGGCGGCGGCAAGGUGCUAAACGUCGGGUUCGGGAUGGGGCUCGUGGACGAGGCGAUACAGAGGUACGAGCCCGAGGAGCACACCAUCGUGGAAGCCCACCCGGAGGUGUACGCGCGGAUGCUCAAACUCGGGUGGGGUGAGAAGAAGAACGUCAGGAUCGUGUUCGGGCGGUGGCAGGACGUGCUGCUGCAGCUCGGAUCUUAUGACGGUAUCUUCUUUGACACCUACGGAGAAUACUACGAGGACAUGAGAGAGUUCCACCAACAUCUUCCUAAGCUACUGAAGCCCGGAGGGAUCUACUCAUAUUUCAACGGCCUCUGCGGUGACAAUGCAUUCUUCCACGUGGUGUACUGCCAGCUUGUCGCGUUAGAGCUGGCAAAUCUGGGCUAUUCGACACAGUUCAUCCCUCUCCCGGUGAAAGAUUGCCUGCCGGAUGAAGUGUGGAAGGGCGUGAAGCAGAAGUAUUGGCAGCUGGAUACCUACCACCUCCCAGUUUGCCAGUCUGAAUCAGAAUCAGAGUGAAACUCUAUGAACCCCGAUUGGGGUAUUUGUGUUACUGUUUAGUGACUGUUUGCUGCUUCAUUUGUUCAAGCAUGCUGUAUUACAAAAUACACACGCCAUUUCGGGAGCUGAACUUUCUUUCUGUGUGCGAUGCGUAAUUGGGCCUUCCUUUCGUA
Messenger RNA from Phragmites australis (common reed), 1219 nucleotides. Its product is annotated as protein arginine N-methyltransferase 2. Gene Ontology annotation, molecular function: protein binding; protein-arginine N-methyltransferase activity. The record is from RefSeq and is a predicted model, not a curated record. Gene Ontology annotation, cellular component: nucleus; cytoplasm. Lineage: Eukaryota; Viridiplantae; Streptophyta; Magnoliopsida; Poales; Poaceae. The transcript is spliced from 2 exons. Bases 42 to 1064 code for a protein of 340 amino acids.